This is a messenger RNA of Macrosteles quadrilineatus (aster leafhopper), 669 nucleotides long. RefSeq lists its product as uncharacterized. The record is from RefSeq and is a predicted model, not a curated record. Lineage: Eukaryota; Metazoa; Arthropoda; Insecta; Hemiptera; Cicadellidae. The coding region runs from base 1 to 669 and encodes 222 amino acids. The transcript has a single exon.
AUGACACGCAGUAGAUAUAGCAACAAGCUUCUAGCCCCGUUGAACAUCCGUGGGAACUCCCCACACACCCGCCUUCGGCCCUACGAGUACACCGGGGCCGAAGUGACACUAAUCGAGGAGAUCGACGGAGCCCUUCUAAAUUCGUAUGCCUUCGCUAUAGCCCACAUCAGAACCCGAUCUUUUAGUAGAAACAACCUUCAGGUCCCACCAACAGUUAUCAUUGAGUGGCUAUCUACAUUUUCAAUACCCCCAGUCAUGUUGUUACCGCCACCAGACAACCCCAACACCACAGUCAUCUCACACUACCCUCAACUAAACACACGGCUCAGCCUCGAAAACAAUGAACAAACUCUUCCUCAGACUCCUCAGGUCACCCCUCACCCAACCUCGACCACCACCCCCCACUCCAUAUUCCCCCCACACCUUAGCCCACCCCCUACUCGCACUCCCCCAACAAUUUCACCCUCCCCUCGUCAACCUUGCCAUUUUGCCCAUCCCCGUCAGCCUGCCCGUUCCUCCCUACCUGCACAAUCUGACAUCUCCCAGCCCUCAACGUCAUAUUGCCUACCACCCACCAACCAUCCAGUGCCCUUGCCACGAGCAUGGCUUCCCCAGUCAGCUAGAGGAACUCAUCAAAAAGGAACAACAACCAACAUCAAGUGCUACUAG